This is a messenger RNA of Anguilla rostrata (American eel), 3577 nucleotides long. RefSeq names its product adrenoceptor alpha 1Aa (gene adra1aa). The transcript has 3 exons. The coding region runs from base 1115 to 2545 and encodes 476 amino acids. Gene Ontology annotation, cellular component: plasma membrane. The record is from RefSeq and is a predicted model, not a curated record. Gene Ontology annotation, biological process: phospholipase C-activating G protein-coupled receptor signaling pathway; positive regulation of heart rate by epinephrine-norepinephrine; positive regulation of cytosolic calcium ion concentration. Gene Ontology annotation, molecular function: alpha1-adrenergic receptor activity. Lineage: Eukaryota; Metazoa; Chordata; Actinopteri; Anguilliformes; Anguillidae.
UCCAAUAGGAGCGCGCUCGGCUUGCUUGCAGUGACUUAGCGAACAGCAAGUUCAUAGUACUAUGUCAUGCGGACUGAAAGGCAAAGAUUCCACAUCCAGUGUCACGCUUCGUGCAAUUGACGUUAGAUAAAGUGUUAAUGUACAGUAUUCUUCAUAUCUGUUUGUUUUAUUUUAUCGUUUUCCUAUUUAACCAUCUGUGGCAGUUUGCUAUAUGUGAAUUUAUCUGAAAAAUAUAGUCGAGCCAAAUAACUCCCUUCCAGGAUCCAGUUGCAAAAAACAAGGGGGAUUUAUGGCAGCAGUGCACCUUGACUGUUACUCUGUUUUUCUCUGAGCAAAUCCAACGAGAUGUUCCCACACUUCAGAGACAGAAGCUGACAUCAACCUGCCCUUUCACAACUUUCUCUUCUCAGAUUCCUCCAGCACUUGUUUUAUUUUAAUCGUUCAGUUUCUAUAAUUUGAUAUCAAGGACACAAUACAAUCAUUGUGCCAAGUGGGAAAUAACUUUUCCUAGAAUCUCUUCAAAUUCCAGCAACAUGGACUAAAUGGUACCAGUUUACAGGGCUUGUGGCCCACUGUUGAAAGGAGGGCUUCAAACAUUGUGCACAGGUGAGACUGUCAGCAUUAUCAGGAAACAAUCUUGGUUUUCAUGCUGUAGAUGAAAGAACAGAAUGACCAUCCCUUUGGGCAGUUGUACCACAUAUUAACCGGAGGCAAAAAUCCCAGAGAAGAACUGCUGCCAAGCAUGAGCUCCCAGAAGGCACUGUGACAUGAGGGAACCAGGCGAAAAUAGUUAUGUAGAAAUCGCAACUCGCAACUUUCCAGUCCUUAUUGGACCGCCAGCUUCAAACAUCCAUAAAGCACAAAUAUAAAAAAAUUGAAAUAUAAUUUCCAGUUAGCUUAUUUAAUGUUUAUUGAAUAAUAGCAUGUAGUUUAUCCAGUAUGCACUUUUUACUUGGCAAUACGCACAAGCAAGUAAUUUGUCGAAUGUUUGAUUGAGUCUGACACAUGGCAAGUCAUUUUGUAUUACACUUAAUUGCAUUUAUUGUGAGGAGAGUCAAACCUACACAUUUUUUUAUGUGAGUAGACAUAAUCACCAUUGUUGACUUAGUGAAAAAUGGCAGAGUACAAUGUGCAGGUAGUAACUCCAGGAGAGAAUAUGACUCCAGUCUCUCUACCCCUGAACUGCUCUAACUGCAGUCAGGCAUCCGUGCCAGAACUCAACGUCACCAGGGCAGUGGCACUGGGCCUGGUACUGGGAAUCUUCAUCCUUUUUGGGGUGCUGGGAAACAUCCUAGUCAUCCUCUCAGUGGUCUGCCACAGGCACUUACGGACCGUCACCCACUUUCUCAUCGCCAACCUGGCGAUCGCCGACCUGCUGCUGAGUACCACCGUGCUGCCCUUCUCCGCCACCUUAGAGGUCCUGGGCCGCUGGGUGUUCGGCCGGCCCUUCUGCGCCAUGUGGGCGGCGAUGGACGUGCUGUGCUGCACGGCCUCCAUCAUGAGCCUGUGCAUAAUCUCAGUGGACCGCUACAUCGGGGUCAGCUACCCUCUGCGCUACCCGACCAUCGUGACCAAACGACGGGGCCUACUGGCACUGGUCUGCCUGUGGGCCCUCUCCACCACCAUCUCCAUCGCCCCGCUGUUCGGCUGGAAGGAGCCGGCGCCGGAGGACGAGACGGUCUGCAACAUAACGGAGGACCCGACCUACGUCAUCUUCUCCUCCGUGGUCUCCUUCUACCUGCCGUUGACCGUCAUCCUGGUGAUGUACUGCCGAGUGUACGUGGUGGCCCGGCGGGAGACGCGGAGCCUGAGGGAGGGCCGCAAGGAGGGGGAGGUGAUGCUUCGCAUACACCGGGGCAAUGCCGCCACCUCAGAGAAGGAGGCCAUGAACAGCCGUUCCAACCUCGCUCUGCGGCUGAUCAAGUUCUCCCGGCAGAAGAAAGCCGCAAAGACACUGGGCAUCGUGGUCGGCUGCUUCGUGCUCUGCUGGCUGCCGUUCUUCCUGGUGAUGCCCAUAGGCUCCGUGUUUCCAUCCUACAAAGCCCCAAACCUGGUCUUCAAAAUCACCUUCUGGCUGGGCUAUUUCAACAGCUGCAUCAACCCUAUGAUCUAUCCCUGCUCCAGCCAGGAGUUCAAGAAGGCCUUCCAGAACGUUCUUGGGAUUGGCUGCCGGAAAUGCAAAGCCCAGAACACCAAGCCAGGGCACCCGGGCAAGAGCCAGUGUAAUUUCCACACAUUGGGCCAGAAGGCCCAAGGUGGGGCAUCACGCCUCAGCCCCACCUCCAACACAGCCCUGUCACGCACACCCUCCCCCGGUGGUGGCAAGGACUGCAAAGCUUUUUCAGGGGCCUCGGGGGUAGGGGUGGGGCCAGACAAGAGAAAGACUGCACGGGCUCACAGCAAGAACCUGCUCAGAACCUGCUGCUGCAUCGGUGGGGACACACCCGCCCGGAGAGCCGCCCAGUCACAGUCACCCGGCCAAGGCACCGUGCCAAACAUCAAGAUCCACCAGCUCUCCCUGUCUGAGAACGGGGAGGCGGUGUAGCUGAGCGCUCAGGCUAAAGUCUCAUCUCUUUCAUACCCUGAAAGGUAUCCUGGGGCUAAUCCAAGGCAGUUACUGAAAACACAGGUUGGUGUUGGAGAGGCCUGAACCAGUAUCAUGCUUGGAGCUCUGGGUCCGUUCAAACACAGCCAGACUUUCCUCAGUUUGCUAACCCUUACCCCAGUGAGCCAAAGAACUGCAGAAUGGACAGAACUGUCAAACAGGGGAGCCGGAUAGAAUCUGCACAUCUGUAUUUUUGGGUGUUUGGCCUGAUGGGUGAAUCUGUUGAGCUAGCACAGAGGAAUGGCCAACACAGGGAGAGAACACUGGAUGGGAUUCGUAGGCAUUCCAGGUUGCCAACCACUCCUGCCACUUUGAUCUAUUUAAUAAACGAUUGAAGUGCUGCAGGCACUUGAUACACUUUCUGAGAUAUCAAUGCCAAAUGUUUGAUGGUCAUAAAUAACCAUCUGAAGGAUACAGUCAAUAAGCAAUGAACGAUAACACUGUAAAUAUGCAAACUGGCAAAACCUUGUUUUUCAGUAUCUAUUCUUCAAAACAAGUUUUUGCCCGCUGUAAAACAGUUCAUUGCUUUCUGUAAAUCCUGUAAGUCCUGAUUUGCUUUGCAAAUCAAGCAGUAAAUUACACUUCUUUAAGGAUAAGACUGGCAUAUUGAUUUGGGUUAGCACAGGACUGGGAAAUUUCGUUCUACAUGGAAUACAACCGGUAUCUGAGGGUGAGGCUGGAAGUAAAUUCGUAGCUCUUGUUUCAGAACUGUCUUCAAACUCAAAACAAGUGACUCCGCCCCCAAGGCCAGAGUGAUAUAUAGAUUCCAUACUUUAAGCAGCAGAGGACUCUCUGUAAAUAUAAUGAAGAAGCAGAGCAUACGCUAUAGGAAGAUCCCCAUUGCUAUAUGGACUCUUUAAAAAAGAAAAAAAAAAGCUUGUGUUGUUCUGGUUUCAGUGAGAAUUAAUGGACGAAUGGCUGAAAUUGUUAAGAAUUCUGACGGUGUAAAAGGUAAAAUUAAGUGGAUUUUUU